Haliotis rufescens (red abalone) is the source of this 3406-nucleotide messenger RNA. RefSeq lists its product as uncharacterized. The transcript is spliced from 11 exons. NCBI's taxonomy places the organism in Eukaryota, Metazoa, Mollusca, Gastropoda, Lepetellida, Haliotidae. The coding region runs from base 137 to 1546 and encodes 469 amino acids. The record is from RefSeq and is a predicted model, not a curated record.
UGUCAGAGGUUGUCAACUGACACUGUCACAACCGUCAUCCGACUUGCACAGAUCAGUCUUAGAACUAUUUGUUGGCAGCCAUGGUGAUGUAGGACGGACACUCGCCCCUACCCUCUUUAGAGGUCUUCUAGACGAUAUGGACCAAGAAGAAGGAGCAAGUGGUGCUGCAUUUGUAGAAGGCCGAGAACAGGGGUCAGCAAGCGAACCACGACAAGGUCAUACAACACUACCACCUCAACAUGGGCGACAAGGUAUAUUGUCUUCACGUGGUGAGUGGCUGGAGAAAGAAGUCAGGAAUCUGCGAAGUAUGUUGGAGGCGCUUCAGAAUCGUCCCCAGGAAACACCAGGAAGUUCGAACAGUGCCAGAGACAUGGUGAGGGAGCUCGAGGAACGUGUGGAUGAGUUGGAGCGGAACAAGACAGCGCAAGAGGAGAAGCAGACACAAGCACAAACCCAACAAGUGGACCUAGAGAGGCAGAUUAAAGGCACGCUGGGAAAGGUAUCUGACCUGGAGAUGCGUGUCAGGAGACUAGAGGCUGCCCGACCGAAGAUCAGGAAUGUCAGGACAGCCGAGAUGAAGAAUUUCCAGAGACCUCGUGUCAAGAAUAAACAAGAAAUCGGCCAUACGGGUCCUGACAAAGUGGAUAUAGGAAGAGAGGCUAAAGGCGCAUCAACAAGAGCGUCUAAGAUAGCCACACGAGUCGACCGCCUGGGACCCAAUGCAGGAAGAAGGGACAAAGUUGAGAAAAGACAUGGAAUGAUGCACUUUGGCCAGGGGAGUGGCGCUCACAAAGUGCUAUCACGUGAUACAGUCCUAUUCAGGUCUCUGAACAAUAACAAUGAUGCAUCAGACCACGGUGGCGGUGUGAGAGAAAUAUCCCUGACUGGCAUCUCUAGAUCUGUACUGUGUCCAUUACUUGGCCUUGAAAUACAGGAACACAGGAGCAGCAGAGGUGAACUAAAUUCUUUACACAGACACAAAACCCCCCUCGACAAGCCCAAGAAGAUGUGUGCUACCACAGCGGUUCCCAAUAACGAUGAUCCACAGUACUGGGAGGUACAAGCUGCUGUCAAACUCCUUGACCUGCUCAAGCCAGGGAACACCAUCUUUGAGACAACCUUCAGCCAACAAGUGAAUGAGGAAUACAGGACCCUUGACAGUCAGAACAUUGUGAGGCUUAGUCUCUCUUACUGCACGGACCAUGAGAGAAUCUGCAUCAUGGUGACGAAAGGACGAGACAUAUACGUGAAGCACACCACUGACUUCAUUAAGAAUAUCAAAGACGUCCACACAUGGACCAAUUUCGGAAUAGGUAUUCUUGUUGAUAGGAAGGAGAAAAGGGUAGUUUUUCUCAAUCUGAGACAGAAUGUUCUUUUUGCUGUUGUCAAAGACGUUGGUUUUCAAGAAGAUUUGCGGUCAGUGUUUGGUAUUGUGAUUUGCACGACAGGGAACAGGUCCUUAGUAAACAUGACACUUGUUAGUGGUUCAGACAUAGAGAUCACAGGGCGGAAAAAGAAAUUGAUUGAAAAAGCGAUUGAAAAAUAAACUCCCCUCUACCAUCAUGGAGGAAGCAGAAGACAACCUUCGACAUUCUCUGGCAUUGUCUUCACGCUGCUUUUAGAACCUAAAUAAGAAUGUUUCGAAAGUUCGGGAGAAUAUCGUUUUCAUUGUUAAAUCCCCUAGUAUUGUCUUUAGGUUACGUUUAGACCGGGGUUAUGAAUUUCUCCCACCAGAAGCAUAGGGAGAAUAUAUUUUCGAUUAUAGCAUUAAUAUAUAUAAAUAAAGCGGCACAACCCUUUACAUAUCCAAUAGAAAUCUCUUCAUAGUCGAUUGUUUAAUUCCGACUAUAUCAUGAGCCUGUGUUUAUGAAUCACUAACAACUAGUCAUGAUACCAGGGGUGGCGAAAAGGAGAGCGUAUCCUGCUCCACCCGUGGCACCCGUCACAAAGACAUGCAAAGGCAAGUCAAAUGUUCACCCGAACAAAUAUGGGAACAUAUGGUACAAGGCAUAAUAGGGAAUUGCAGCGGACAUAAUUUUUGUCACUGAUGCGUCAUAUUUGGAAAUGUCCUCAAGAUGUCUACCAUAAAGCUGUUUUAUAUAAAACAACUUUUUUUUAUAUCCGGAGACCUCCACCUCCUUACAUUUUAACUUAUUUUGGCAGUUAAUAUGAAAACAAAGUAACACAAUUCGUCCAAACAAAGUCUUUGUUGAAUUACAAUGACUGGAUGUCAUCACAAAACUGAUUCUCAAAUGUCAAGUGUACAUUUAAAUAGAUUAUCUCUAUCAAAAGUUGAGUAGUAUACAUAUAUGGAUAUGGGAGUGCACAGUCAUGUUGUCUCACAUUUGCCAGAUGUAUUGAGGAUCCACAGAAAGGUUGACGGCUUGGGGCGAGACUGGAAAUAAAUAUCCAAACAAAAGACAAUUACACUUUUCAUUAAUGGUGGUUCAGGGGUUCUUCCCGCCAAAAUAUUACCAUGGUAUCAUGUUAUAUGCGCUUGAGGUUUUCAUAUUGCCCUUGGCUUACGUCAUUGUUCUUAUGGAAGUCACAGAUAUAGGUUUACAAAAGCGUCUUGCUAAGUUUUAUUCUUACUGUAAAUAUAUAACGUCACUGCAAGAGAAUAAAGGGCAAAAUUGCUGUGAAAAUUAUAUGAAUGACCACUGAAAAUCAAAAAGUUUAAGCCCGCAUUCACACAGUUUGCAUACAGUAAGUAUUCAUUGCCUGACGCCGCACAGAGAAAAAUUAUCGGGUUUGGCCAUUUGAGGGAAUAUGAAUAGUUUACCAUUGGAGAUUCUGUACUCGAGAUAGUACAUAGUAAUACAUAUCUGGGUAUACAACUGUCUUGCUCAGGCUCUUUUUAUUCAACUCCGAAGACGUCAGCUCAGCAGUCUCUAAUGCUGUUCGAAUAAUAGUCUUCACUGAAAGUUUCUCGCUUUACCAAAAUGUCUGUUUUCGCAUAUUUGACGCACAUGUUAUGCCUGUACUGUCUUAUGCAGUUGAAAUAUGGGCAUUCAUCGCUCCCCUGACAUUAAAACUGUCCAUGAUCGCUAUUGUAAAUUAUUUCUGUGUCCAAACAGAGGUUCUCCAGAGAUAGUGGCUAGAAGAAUUGUCAACAUGUUUUCUAUUAAGUGUGUACACAUGUAAAGUUCAUAAAGUACUGGUUGAGAUUAAUAUCACAAAUGUAUAUGUCUAUUCUUAAACAGACAAAUAGUUUUCGGUAUUUAAGAACAGAGAUUCGUAAAACAUGUUGGGCCUCUAAUAUUAAAUGUGUGUUGUAUUCAUGAGGUUUGCCUGCCACAAGGUUUGUUUGUUGUUUAACUCCGCACUCAGCAAUAUUAAAAUUAUAUGACGGCGCUCUGUAAAUAACCAAGUCUGGACCAGACAUUCCAAUGAUUGACAUCAUGAG